Molecule: messenger RNA, 7980 nt
Organism: Tympanuchus pallidicinctus (lesser prairie-chicken)
Lineage: Eukaryota; Metazoa; Chordata; Aves; Galliformes; Phasianidae
Gene: RIMS1
Product: regulating synaptic membrane exocytosis 1
Exons: 35
Coding region: 262-5346 (1694 amino acids)
Biological process (GO): regulation of synaptic plasticity; regulation of membrane potential; intracellular protein transport
Cellular component (GO): presynaptic membrane; cytoskeleton of presynaptic active zone
Molecular function (GO): transmembrane transporter binding; small GTPase binding
Source: RefSeq, a predicted model, not a curated record
GGGAGGAUGGGCUGCGGGCGACGGCGCGGCGGCCCCCGAGCUCCGUGAAGCCGCGGAGACAAAGGGAGCGAGCGGCGGCGCAGCCGGGCUGGGGUGGAUGCGAGCAACCAUGAAAGGCUGCGUCUCCGCCUCCUCCUCCGCUGCUGCCAGAGAGCUGCUGGCCGCCGCCGCUCGGAGGACUACACUGUGAGGGGGGGCGGAGGAGAGCCGGCGGGGCUUGCCUCGCCGAGGCAGAAGGUAUAAGGGAGAGGCAGAGAUAAAAUGUCUUCUUCGGCGGGGCCCCGCGGCCCUCGGCCACCCACGGUGCCCCCCCCGAUGCAGGAGCUGCCCGACCUGAGCCACCUGACAGAGGAAGAGAGGAACAUUAUCAUGGCAGUGAUGGACCGGCAGAAAGAGGAGGAAGAGAAGGAAGAGGCCAUGCUCAAGAGGUUGCAUCAACAAUUUGAAAGCUAUAAAGAGCAAGUAAGAAAGAUAGGGGAAGAAGCCCGCCGUUACCAGGGAGAGCACAAGGAUGAUGCUCCAACAUGUGGAAUCUGUCAUAAAACAAAGUUUGCAGAUGGUUGUGGCCAUUUAUGCUCUUAUUGCCGGACCAAGUUUUGUGCUCGAUGUGGAGGUCGUGUCUCUCUGCGAUCAAACAAUGAGGACAAAGUGUACAGGAAUACUGUUCCUACUCAUUGUGGAUCACCAGUACCUGUAAGAGUUAUGUGGGUAUGCAAUUUAUGUCGAAAGCAACAAGAAAUCUUAACAAAAUCCGGAGCGUGGUUUUUUGGAAGUGGACCACAGCCAUCACCCAGCCAGGAUGGAACACUGAGUGAUACGGCAACUGGUGCAAGCUCUGAUGCACCGAGAGAAAAGAAAGCCAGGCUUCAAGAGAGGUCAAGAUCACAGACUCCUUUAAGUACAGCAGCUGCCUCAUCACAGGAGAUCUCUCCUUCCACUGUUCAAUCCGAUCAGAGGAAAGGAGCUGACGUAUCGCAGCCAGCUAUGGGCCUGGAGCAAAAGCAAGUUUCAUCAAGGUCUAGAAGUGAGCCUCCAAGAGAGAGGAAGAAGAUGUUGGUUUCAGACCAGAAUGGCAAAGUUGUAAAGGGUGAGCGUAAGCGUGUGCCAAAAGCCUCACUUCAAAAAGAAGGACCAGCAGGUGAUAGGGAACGUAAAGAAAGGCAUGAAAAUAGAAGACUGGAAAAAGGGAAGUCACAAGACUAUCCCGACUUGCCAGAAAAACUUGAGGAAGGCAAAGUGCCUGAUGAUGAAAAACAAAGGAAGGAAGAUGAAUAUCAUACUCGGUACAGGAGUGACCCCAAUCUGGCAAGAUACCCUGUUAAACCACAUCCUGAGGAACAGCAAAUGCGCAUGCAUGCCAAGGUUUCUAAAGCACGGCAUGAGAGAAGACACAGUGAUGUAGCUUUGCCACACACAGAAAUGGAGGAAGCGGAGGUACCUGAGAAUAACUUAGGAAAACGCUCACAAUUACAGGGAACUCAGGACAGAAAAUCUCUUGUGGAAACUCAGAGGUCGUACUCUAUAGACAGAACAGGUGAUGUAAGAAUUUCUGUUUCUAAACAAUUAACUAAUCAUAGUCCACCAACUCCCAGGCAUAGUCCAGUUCCCAUAGAGCACGUAGAAUACAAGAACCACGAUACCUUUAAAAAACAGAGCCGCCUUGAUCCUAGCUCUGCUAUUCUCAUGCGAAAAGCAAAGCGGGAGAAAAUGGAGACCAUGCUAAGGAAUGAUUCCCUUAGCUCUGACCAGUCGGAAUCAGUGCGGCCAUCCCCUCCAAAGCCUCAUAGAGCAAAAAGAGGCGGAAAGAAAAGGCAGAUGUCAGUUAGUAGCUCAGAGGAAGAAGGGGCAUCAACACCAGAAUAUACUAGCUGUGAAGAUGUGGAGAUAGAAAGUGAAAGUGUCAGUGAAAAAGGUGACUUGGAUUAUUACUGGCUGGAUCCUGCCACGUGGCACAGCAGGGAGACAUCUCCUAUUAGUUCGCAUCCAGUAACGUGGCAGCCUUCUAAAGAGGGAGAUCGCUUAAUUGGGCGUGUUAUUCUUAACAAGAGAACAACCAUGCCAAAAGAAUCAGGUGCAUUACUGGGGCUAAAAGUUGUUGGAGGAAAAAUGACAGAAUUAGGACGACUCGGUGCCUUCAUUACCAAAGUGAAGAAAGGUAGCUUGGCUGAUGUGGUGGGGCAUCUCAGAGCAGGAGAUGAAGUUCUAGAAUGGAAUGGUAAACCCUUGCCUGGAGCUACAAAUGAAGAAGUUUACAACAUUAUUUUAGAAUCAAAGUCAGAACCUCAAGUUGAAAUUAUUGUUUCGAGGCCUAUUGGUGAUAUUCCUCGGAUUCCUGAGAGUUCUCAUCCCCCAUUAGAGUCCAGUUCAAGUUCUUUUGAAUCUCAGAAGAUGGAAAGACCUUCUAUUUCUGUUAUUUCUCCAACCAGCCCUGGAGCCCUACGGGAUGCACCACAAGUCCUACCAGGGCAGCUUUCUGUGAAACUGUGGUAUGACAAGGUGGGACAUCAGUUAAUAGUGAAUGUUCUACAAGCAACAGAUUUGCCACCAAGAGUAGAUGGACGGCCAAGGAAUCCCUAUGUAAAAAUGUAUUUUCUUCCAGACAGGAGUGAUAAAAGUAAAAGGAGGACCAAAACAGUAAAGAAAAGUCUAGAGCCAAAAUGGAACCAAACUUUUCUCUACUCGCAUGUCCAUCGUAGAGAUUUUAGAGAAAGAAUGCUUGAAAUAACAGUAUGGGAUCAGCCAAGAGUCCAAGAAGAAGAGAGUGAAUUCCUUGGAGAGAUUCUAAUAGAGCUGGAGACAGCGCUUUUAGAUGAUGAACCACAUUGGUAUAAGCUACAGACACAUGAUGAAUCUUCACUACCUCUGCCUCAGCCAUCACCUUUCAUGCCAAGAAGACAUGUCCAUGGUGGAGAAAGCUCUAGCAAAAAAUUACAGAGAUCUCGGCCAAUCAGUGAUAGUGACAUCUCAGAUUAUGAUGUUGAUGAUGGUAUUGGAGUUGUUCCUCCAGUAGGUUAUAGAUCUAGCACUAGAGAAAGUAGAUCUACAACACUAACUGUGCCAGAACAGCAAAGAACAACACAUCAUCGUUCACGAUCUGUAUCUCCUCACCGUGGCGACGAUCAGGGCAGGACCCGUUCACGUUUACCAAAUGUGCCAUCACAGAGGAGUUUAGAUGAAAUUCAUCAAAUGAGAAGAUCACGUUCUCCAACUAGACACCAUGAGGCCUCCAGAAGUCCAGCUGAUUACAGAUCCAGAGACAUGGACAGUCAGUAUUUGUCUGAUCAAGAAAGUGAGCUUCUUAUGCUGCCCAGAGCAAAACGAGGAAGAAGUGCAGAGUGCCUACAUACCAUCAGCUCAACUCUUCCUGCAUGUGCUAAGACCAAAUCAGUGGUUAGACAGGAUAUUUCUCUCCUUCGUGAUUGCCUUAAUUCACGAAUUCCGAAAUUUGGAGAUGAUCUACUGGUUAGUGAACUACAGCCCUCCCUUGACAGGGCUAGGAGUGCUAGUACCAACUGCUUGAGACCAGAUACUAGUUUGCAUUCACCAGAACGAGAAAGGGGUAGAUGGUCCCCCUCCCUAGAGAGGAGACGACCUACUAGUCCCAGGAUUCAUAUCCAGCAUGCAUCUCCGGAGGAUGACAGAACAAGGACGCUGGAGUCUUGCAUUCCAAAACAGGACAGUGUAGACCACCUAAGUGCUAAACUUGGAGCAGCACAGAGGCAGUCCAGAAAAGUGGAAAGAUAUAGCAGCCAAAAACAAGCUAGGAAAGGCUCCGCAGCUGAAACAGAAAGGGGUCUGCUACCAUGUCUUUCUAGAAGGGGAUUUCCAGCCCCACGAACAACUGAACAGCCAGUCAUUAGGGGAAAACAUCACGCUCGCUCCAGGUCGAGUGAGCACUCUAGUGUCAGAGCCUUAUGCUCUGUGCAUCACCUUGCGCCCGGAGGCUCGGCUCCACCUUCUCCACUUCUGACAAGAAUACAUCAACAAGGAAGUCCCACCCAGUCUCCUCCUGCAGACACAUCCUUCAGCAGUCGCAGGGGAAGACAGCUACCGCAAGUUCCAGUAAGAAGUGGCAGUAUAGAGCAAGAACAAGAGAAUUAUUACUCUUCCACAAAAGCAAGCUUAGUAGUGGAGGAGCGAACAAGGCAGAUGAAAAUGAAAGUGCACCGUUAUAAUCAGACGUCAGGGUCUGGUUCUAGUCAAGAACAUGAGCGUGAGCAAUAUACCAAGUAUAACAUACAAACAGAUCAGUACAGAAGUUGUGAUAACGUCUCUGCCAAAUCAUCAGAUAGUGAUGUCAGUGACGUAUCAGCCAUUUCGCGAACCAGCAGUGCCUCACGCCUCAGCAGCACAAGUUUUAUGUCAGAGCAAUCUGAACGCCCUUGGGGCAGAAUCAGUACAUUUACUCCUAAAAUGCAAGGCAGACGGAUGGGGACUUCAGGGAGAAUCAUUAAGAGCACAAGUGUGAGCGGAGAGAUGUAUAAGCUGGAGCACAAUGAUGGGAGUCAGUCGGACACGGCUGUCGGCAUGGUUGGAACAGGUGGGAAGAAAAGGCGUUCCAGUCUUAGUGCCAAAGUGGUUGCCAUAGUGUCUCGAAGGAGCAGAAGCACAUCUCAACUUAGCCAAACAGAGGCUGGCAAUAAGAAGCUAAAGAGCACGAUACAAAGAAGCACAGAGACAGGAAUGGCUGCAGAGAUGAGAAGUCGUAUGGUUCGACAGCCAAGUCGAGAAUCCACUGAUGGCAGCAUAAAUAGUUACAGCUCUGAGGGCAACUUAAUAUUUCCUGGGGUACGGCUGGGCGCUGACAGUCAGUUCAGUGAUUUCCUUGAUGGACUUGGACCUGCACAAUUAGUAGGCCGACAAACACUAGCAACUCCUGCCAUGGGUGAUAUCCAGAUUGGCAUGGUGGAUAAGAAGGGCCAGUUAGAAGUAGAGGUCAUUAGAGCCCGUGGCCUCACACAAAAACCUGGCUCCAAAUCUACCCCAGCUCCAUAUGUCAAAGUUUAUUUAUUGGAAAAUGGAGCAUGUAUAGCAAAGAAGAAGACAAGAAUUGCACGGAAGACCCUUGAUCCUUUGUACCAACAGACACUAGUUUUUGAUGAAAGUCCACAGGGUAAAGUCCUUCAGGUAAUAGUCUGGGGAGACUAUGGCCGAAUGGAUCACAAAUGCUUCAUGGGUGUUGCCCAGAUCCUUCUGGAGGAAUUAGAUCUGUCCAGUGUGGUAAUAGGCUGGUAUAAAUUAUUCCCACCUUCAUCACUAGUGGAUCCAACCUUGACUCCCUUGACACGCAGAGCUUCCCAGUCGUCUCUGGAAAGUUCAACUGGGCCUCCCUGCAUUAGGUCAUAGAAGCAGGUGCUGCCUAAUAAAACAUCACCCAGGAUAACGAUUGGAACCAGAUAUUCACACGAUCAAAAACACUGUUGGAGAGAGACAAUCACUUCUGUUUUUGCUUGUAGUAGUUAUCCAAAAAUAUGUCUGAAUUGUUUGUCAAGAGACGGCUUACAUUGAUGGAACAAAAGUAUAUAACAUACAGCCAAACUGUCUGUCUAUCUCUGAUGCUUUUAAUGAUCCAAAGCCAAACAAAAAAAUAUAAAAAAAAUAAAAAAAAGAGAGAGAGAGAGAGGGAUCUUUAGAUUCAAAUUAAGUCAAAUAUGAGCCAAACUGGAAGCUCUCACUCUGUUAACAACAUUGUAUUUUUCACAUUUUGACAGAGCCCUCAAGCAGUGUUAACUUCCUGGUGUUUCAGAAGUUUUUCUGUAUUUGUUACUUCCACUAGUUUUUUGCCAUGUGAUUCUGCUAGUUUUGUAGAAGUCCUCACAACGCUAACAGAGACCCUUCCUUUCUUUUUCUAAACCAAACAAAAAAAAAGGGCUGAAGCAUAUCUCUGUAGGCAUCGUUAAAGUGUUCAGCAGCCAGUUAUGAUUCCAGCACGUUCAAAUCAUUUCUUGGUUCUGGUGCUUCAAAGUCUCCCAUGUGGGAACCCAGAACAAAUGACCAACCAAGGUUAUAUUCUUAAAAGUAACUAAUCAUCACAGUGCCACUUUUUCUUUGUAAAAAGCAGAUAUGUUUGCAUUAUAUAUACUAACUUUUAUGUUUAUGAUGUUUUGCAUGGAAGAAUUUUGAAGAAUUCUGCAACUAAUGCUGGGGACUGGUAUAAAGCAGCUUUAUUCUUAAUUUUGACAUAGAAUAUGUUACUGGUAAUGCAGUUUUCCUCCUAGAAAUGGAGAGGGAAUACUUACGUUUCUGUGUAUAAAUGUAUAUUUGACUUCCCAAAACGUUGACCAGGAAUGGAUUGAGCAUAUGACACUUUCAGCUGUACCCAGGCUUCUCUCACGUGUGUCGCUUCAGACACACCUGUCUGCCCUGGAUAGAGCAUGGUAUGAGUUGUUCAGUGUUUCACUGGAAAUUCCAGUUGAAAUAUUCUGCACUUACUAAUGUUUUUAUCAAAUUUUAGUUUACAUUUCUUUGAGAUUGAUGCAAGCACAAGGCUUGAUUUUUUAACGCAAGAUAUCUUACUUUUUGGAGAAAAAAGUCAAAUUUCAAUUUGCUUUUUAUUCAUUUGAGUUCUUCUUGGCCUUGAAAUCCCUUGUGAUAUCCUGUAAAUGUGCUAAAAACUGCAGAUUCUGCAGGUGCAUUGUUAUGUUUCCCCUCCUUUUACAGGCCAUUCGAUUUUGUGGUCACACAAAUAGAGCAGCAUGACUUGGAACUGUUCAAAGCUGCAUGCACGUUUUGUAAAAAGAGAUGAAAAAGGUUAUUUAAUAAUGUAUGUUAGUUCCACAUAGGCCAGCUUGUAUGUUGCAUGUACUUGUACAGUUUGCUCGUAAUUACAAUACUGAAGUAACCAAGAAAUCUAAGCCAUCCAUUUUUCUUAUAGACAUUUUGCAGGUUUUAGCCAGGCUAGGUCUGUGAGUCUGGUGCUAAAUGUCUAUAGAUGGACUUUAUUUUUUACCCUAUGGAAAACGUGAUGUAGUAUGGACCAAAUUCCUUCUAAUAAAUAUUUUGGUGUAGAUUCCUACUGUGGGGUUGUAACACAUGUAGAAACUGUGUACACACUAGGUUUUAACUCAUAGACAUACUGCCUGCACCAAGUGAACUAUUUAUUAUUAUUCAACACGUUGGAAUUACUCUGCCCAUCUUUCCAUAGGGCACAGAUUGGUACUGCUCGACCUGCUGAGCAGGAAGAACUCAAGCAUUGGUGCACUACUACUAGAUCCUGUUCUGUCUUAGUGGCCAAAAACCAACUAGUUAUAAUUCGAUAGUAACUUUCUAUUCUGACCACUUGUCUUAACACUCCCCUGUGCUUUUAAAUGAACUUCCAACUCAUAUUAUGUAAACAUGUUUAAUAAAAUUUCCUUUUCAUGUCCAGUGUAGUAGUUGUGCUCUCUGUAUGUUCUGAGGUUCACCUGUGAUUCUGCUCGCUGCAGGACUGUGUGAAAUGUGUUAAGGAACAGUAAAAUGAUAAGUAACUUCUAUGGUUCGUUUGAUCGAUGUAAUAUUGUAUGUUGAAAUCUGGGACCAGAAUCUGGGGCCUGGUGAAAGUUGUGUUUGGUUGACUGCCUUCUCACCGUGAAAGGAGCCAAACUGUGCUCUCAGUUACUGAAGCAGGCCAAUUAAAGUCACUUAGCCAAAUUGCAAUCUGGUGAAAUCUGAUCAGUUUGUUUGCAAUGAGUGUUGCUGCACCUGCUCGCACCAGGUCAGCGGGAUGGUGCAUGUCAGCUCAGUGUUUGGUGUGGGCCGAGCCUUUAAGAGGUGAGAACAACUUCUUACCUUUUGCCCUUUCUAAACCCAGAAAUAUGCCGUUGUUCUGUCGUGCCACGAUGGAUCCUGCUUUAUAGAAACAUACCUGAGAGCAGAAUUUGGCACUAAAUUUUGUUAGAGAAUUAAAGAUGAUGUAUGUUGUUUGAUUUUAGUUUUCCAUGUCCCACAGAUACCUGAUCACAACUGAAAAAUAACAUAAAGACAAUAUUGCCUCACUUCAAA